This is a messenger RNA of Cygnus olor (mute swan), 5699 nucleotides long. It is a transcript of the gene ZNF516, whose product is annotated as zinc finger protein 516. Gene Ontology annotation, biological process: regulation of DNA-templated transcription. The coding region runs from base 319 to 3915 and encodes 1198 amino acids. The record is from RefSeq and is a predicted model, not a curated record. NCBI's taxonomy places the organism in Eukaryota, Metazoa, Chordata, Aves, Anseriformes, Anatidae. Gene Ontology annotation, molecular function: RNA polymerase II cis-regulatory region sequence-specific DNA binding; DNA-binding transcription factor activity, RNA polymerase II-specific. The transcript is spliced from 6 exons. Gene Ontology annotation, cellular component: nucleus.
UUGUCCCCCUGCCUCCUGUUCAUCCUGGUGGACUCAGUUCUCUGUGAUGAAUUGCCAUCACUACCCACUGAAGUGGAGGUUUUGGGGGUGCAAGUCUGGCUAAGUUGGUGCUCUGCAUGUACGGGACAUGCACAUGUGAGUCCUGUGAAUGUCUUUGUUUAAACUACAGGUCCAUUGUUAAGGGCAAAGUGGCACGUGGCUUGGUGAUCUAUCCAAUCCACUUACAGAACACACAGAGAUAAAUCGGUGCUUUGAGCAGCUGCAAGGAGAAAUGUUACCCUGAGAAUGAAGCUAUAAAACGUCUCCCUGCAGAACCGUAUGAUUGAAAAUGCGGUCCAGCCCUCCUCUGCUGCCAGACAUGCUUUUGUCCUCCUACCCCUCUCACCCAAUGUUGCAGUAAUACAGAUGGAUUGUGGCAGAGAGGCAGAAAUGGAGUUACGGAGGUCCUCCAGCCCAGGCAAGCUGAGCAAGAACGACAUGGAUGCUGACAAGACCAUGUGCCACAGCUGCUGCAUCUGUGGUAAAAGUUUCCCUUUUCAGAGCUCAUUAUCGCAGCAUAUGAGGAAGCACACGGGUGAGAAGCCCUACAAAUGUCCUUACUGUGAUCACAGAGCUUCCCAAAAGGGCAACCUGAAGAUCCACAUUCGUAGUCACAGGACAGGCACUUUAAGUCAGGGACACGAGGUGGAGAUGGGAGAGGCGCAGCUGGGUGAGAUGGGUGUUUCGGAGGGUCUCGGCGGCUGCACUAGUCCCACCAAAAGUACAUCUGCCUGCAACAGGAUCUUGAAUGGCACUGCUCAGGUAGACAGCAGCAAGAUCUUGUUGAGAAGCAGCAAGAAGGAGGUCGCAGAGGUGGCGCCCGUCGAGGAGGAUGGCAAGCUAACUGCUUACCCAUGCACCUUCUGCAAAAGCAAAUUCGAAAGGAAGAAGGAACUGGAGCAGCACCUGCACCAGGUCCACAAACCUUUCAAGUGCAGGCUGUGUAGCUACAUGACCUUGAGGGAGGAGACAUUGUUAAACCACGUAGAGAAGGACCAUAUAACCGCUCAGGUCCCGAAUGGGGAGGCCUACACUGAGAACUGCAAGAGCGAGCUGAGCGCCGGCGAGUUUCCUUGCGAAGUUUGCGGCCAGGCCUUCAGUCAGACCUGGUUCCUGAAAGCUCACAUGAAAAAGCACAGGGGCUCGUUUGAUCACGGCUGCCACAUUUGUGGCAGAAGAUUCAAAGAGCCCUGGUUUCUCAAAAACCACAUGAAGUCGCAUGGCCCGAAGACUGGGAACAAAAACAAACUGAAAAAUGAGCUGGAGCUCAUAGCCACUAUCAAUGACGUGAUACAGGAGGAAACGAUUGUGACGGGCCUGUCUUUGUACGAAGUCUGCACCAAGUGUGGAAAUCUGUUUACAAACAUGGAAAGCCUAAAAGCGCAUAAUGCUGUUCACUACCGGGCUCAGCGGAGCAACGCCGGGGAUAAAGCCGAGGGCUUAAUUGACGGGAGCCUGAGCCCCUCAGUAACAAAGCAGUUUUUCUUGCAGUGUCUCAAUCUAAGGCCAUCUGUAGGGCUGGAUAGAGUUACAAGGGGACAGACUGGAAAAAGAGUAGCCGAGCUGGAUCCAGUCAGUAGCUACCAAGCUUGGCAGCUGGCCACCAAAGGAAAAGUAGCAGAGCCCUCCGAGUAUGUGAAGUAUGUGGGGUGGGAUGAGGCCCUGGCGGAUGCGGACGUGACUUACGACAAGGAUAAGAGGGAAUACAUCCUUGUCAACCAGGAAAAGCGCAAGCGGGAGCAGGAUUUGCCCAGCUCCUCCAGCAACCCCAAGAAGAAGAGCUGUCCCAGCGGGCGCCUGGAGAAGACCAGCAGUGCCCCGCCAGGGGAGAGCUGCCCGCUCACCCAGGGCAACCUGGACUACCGUCCCUCCUCGCGGCAGGGCAGGCGAGCCACCCAGAACAAGUCCACCGAGUGCUUUGAGUGCGGCAAGGUCUUCCGCACCUACCACCAAAUGGUGCUGCACUCCCGGGUGCACCGCAAGGAGCGGAGGAGCUGCCGCGAGGGCGGGACGGCCGCCCAGCCUGACCGCUAUGGCUCCAGCAGCGAGGAAGGGGACUCGGGCUCUGUCAGCGGGCCCAGCACGCCCGGCUCCGCGUCCGCCCCGGAGGACUCGGCCACCUCUGGCUUGGGGGAGGAAGGGGCCGAGGAGAGCUCGGAGGAGGGAGCAGCUGACCCCUCGUUAGAUGAAAAGCCAUACCACUGCAAUUUUUCUGAAGAGGAAACCCCUAUGGUAACAUCUCAGUUGGAGGAAAUUCCGAAGCUGGGAAGCCGCAACACCAGAGAAAACGAGACCAAUGAAUCUAAGCCAGAGAUUCCAGCUUUGGUGUCAGCACUGGAGAGUGUCAUCAAGGAGCCCUUUUCGAAAUACCACGAUCUGAAAGGUUCUGUGGACAUAAAGAUGCCACCAUUUCACCACAGCCAAGGGCUUUCUUGCUCCAGUCACUUUGCUGGCUUUGUUUCGGGUGUGGGCCAGACAUCUUCAAACACGGUCAUGGACUUGAAAACGUCACUUGAAGUGCAAGCUAGUCGCUCUAGAGAAAAUUUUCUAGACUUACACAGGGAUCAUCCUCUAACAGAAAAAGGUGCAGAAACUCACGAGGCAGCUCCACUUGAUUUGAGUGAAAAAUCAACAAGGGAUAAUUCAUGCAAUAAAAAUUUGAAUACAUCCUGGCAGGCUGCUUUAAUUAUCUACCCAUGUCCUUUCUGCAGUCACAAGACCUACUACCCUGAAGUCCUGUGGAUGCACAAAAGAGUUUUGCACAAAGUCAGCUGUAACUCGAUGGUCCCCCCUUGGGUUCAACAGAAUGGAUUCAAGAGUAUUAAAAACAACCUGGUUUUUCUGGCAAGGAGUGGGCGUACCGGCCCCCCUCCCGUUCUUGGGGGUAAGGAAUGCCAGCCUUUGCCCGUUGCCAGAUUUACACGCACUCAAGUGCCAAGUGCAUUGCCAGGGUCCAAAAGCAGCUCUCUUCCUGUUGGGAUGACUGCUAAGUCUGGGAGUGUGCAUCAGUCAAAGGACAGCCAUGCGUUUGGCCACUGUGGUCCACGCUUAUCAGGUCUUGAUGGGUACAGACAGCCCAAAUUAAACCAUUCCCAGGAGCAAUACAGCAUAGCAGCACAACAGCCUCCGCUGAAAAAUAAAUAUGAAGCAAAUUCCAAACUUAUGCAAAUGGGAGCAUAUAGCAGAAGUGUAACGCCUACUCAGACAGUCAUAUCCAGGCCUAGCACGCAGUCCAGCAACAGUAAACAGGUGGAAAAGUAUGUGGUCCCCCAAGGAAGUACUGGUUUUGUCCCUUCAGGUAAGCACUGUGCAUCUGAUUCCGUGAAGGCCAAAUUCAACCCACCACCACAGUAUCAUCCCCUGUGCAAAAGCGAGCAGUACACUAAACACGAAGAGCCAUCGGUGCCUCAGAGGGAGUCUCACAUAAAGGCUGGUAAUGAGAUGAGGACAUUGGCAAACUGCACAGCUGUGGCACGAGCAAGUCCACUGAUGCAGCCCCAGCCUAGCGCAGCAGGAAUUUCUUCGGCUUUACACUCCAGCAAACAGGAUCCGGGAUCAGACGGGCAUGAGAAACGUUUGGACAUUUUAAAUAUCUUUAAAACAUACAUUCCAAAGGACCUCGCUUCGUUGUACCAAACCUGUGGUGCCAACAGCCCUGUCCUGGAUCAUGCGGGGAUGCUUAGGACACAAACACGCCAAGGAGACUGCGUCUGCAGGGAAUGUGGAAAAUGCUUUAACCAACCCAGUCACCUCAGGACUCAUCAGAGGUCCCACACAGUGGUAUUUGAGUCUAAUGGACUCCGAGGUACUGAAGUUCACACCACCUCCGCAGAUGCCCCAAAACAAAAUAUCCCUUCUAUUUUUUCCACGUGGUAAUUAUUCAUGAAAAUUGGCUAAAAAACCUAAAAGGAAGAUGACAAGGGGAAGAAAAAGCCUUCUUAGCUUUUGACAGACCUGCACAAGAAUUCAGUUUUCCUUCUCCGAGCGGCCUCUCUGACCUCCAACUUCAGCCCUUUUGAAACUCUGGUCUAGCUCUGAAUCCCUCUUGGCUAGCACAAAAUUCCUCAUUUUGGAGGCCUCCUUCCCUCCAUGUCCUUAACUGUUUCUGCAUUGCUCCAUCAGACGCUAUCACUUGCUCUUCUGGUCCGUCAGAGACCUUGCAGGGGCCCAAACAAGCGAACACGCAUGAUGCUAAUUCGAGGUAACGAGCGCCAGAAGGGCUCGCUGGACGCAUUUCGAGCGGGAGCAGCGACGCAGGCGUGAGAGGAUAAGGCGAGGAGGUGAGAAUGAGCUUUUCCCUCUCUCCUUCUUACAGGGGAGAGACCACACCAGCGCCGACGUCGCCCACACGCUGCCUCUCCGGAAGGGAACCUAGAGCCCUGGCGGAGGAGCCCGCGCCCUGGCUGCCCUUCGACUGCAGCCCCUGCCCUGUGGGGCAGCCCCCCGCGAUGCCGGCAGUGGAGCAUCCCUGCGAAGCAUCCCCUUGCUUGUCACCACCGUGUGGGAUUGGGAACGGCGCUGCGCUCCGCUAGGAGGGGGGUGCCGCCGCGCUGUUAAUCAUUUUAAAAUAAAUGAAGAUGCUCCGCGAGAUAUAUAUAAAUUGACGUACUAAUCAGUCCCAUGGUUCCUUAUUUCCUUUAUAAUAAACAGCGGAGUUGGCAAGCACUGUGGCAGCACAAGGCAUCUAUAUUAAUCAAGAGAAGUUUGAGACACUGGAAAAAUUAAACUUUAUGUGAUUUGGACAGCAUGAAGAAGUUAAGCACUGUAACAAAAACCUCCCUGAUGCUCACAAUGACUAUUUGAUACAUUUGAAAAACAGCAGUGGAUUUGAGGGCUGGAGAAGUAUUAAUUAAUGAAACUGCCACUGCCUGUCAUGCUGAAAAGCAAAUUAAAAAAGAGAGAGAGAGAGAGAGAGAGGAAGAAGGGGGGGUGCGGGGAAAAGGUGGCAUUCGGUGCUGAGAAAGCAAUGCUUGAUGAAGGAUUAAAGGAACUAAAGAGAAAGACCGUCACUCUGCAAUGGUUUGUUUCAUUACAGUUUGGGGACCACUUGCAUUUCUAGUGCUCUUGUUCUUGACUGUGCACCAUUAAUAGUAUGUGAAUAUGGAAAUUGAAACACUUCCACAGAAAAGCUUCUAUUCUGCUUUGGAAAUGAAAAGCUAGUUGAACACUAAGAAAAACAGGCGUCUGUGUUUUACUCUCAGGACCUUUUUUGUAACAGGGCUACUUUCUUCGACCUGAUCACAAAGGAAGUCUUCAUGUUAAAAAAAUAAAAAUUAAAAAAAAACAACAAGCGCUCAGCUGUCUAACGCCACUGAUCUGUAUGUUUCUAACGGAGAAGGUGGCAUGGAGUACCUUGGCCCUGAUGAAGGCACCGUAGGCUCCUGCGUUUUGUCCAGCAGGCCAGCUACUCGUCCUCCCUGGGCCUGGUGACUCUUCGAGAAGAUGAAUACCUUCUUUUGUGGUGGCAGGUUAAUGUUCAUAUAAUGUGUCAUGUCUUGUACUUGGUGAUCACUGGCGGUGUUAGGAAAAAAAAAGAAAAAAAAAGCUUUAUAUACCUCUUCUACAGUAACUCUUUAACUGCAAGUUUUCAAGGUGGGGUUGUGGCACAUAACAGGUUGUUAAACCAUGCAGUGUAAGCAAUUAAAAAUGUAUUCCACAGA